Molecule: messenger RNA, 2652 nt
Organism: Effrenium voratum
Lineage: Eukaryota; Dinophyceae; Suessiales; Symbiodiniaceae
Source: the annotation of a GenBank genome assembly
AUGGCGCAGGAGAAUGGCAAGAAGAAGGAAGAUAAGAAGGCGAUCAAGGCAGCGGCCAAGGUAGCAGCCAAAGGGCCGCAGAUCAACUUGGAACCGCCCAGUGGCACACGGGACUUCUUCCCAGCAGAUAUGAGGCUUCAGAACUUCCUCUUCAGCAAGUUCAAGGAGACUGCGCGAUUAUAUGGGUUUCAACAGUACGAUGCCCCAGUGCUAGAGCACGAGGAGCUCUUCAAGCGCAAGGCAGGUGAGGAGAUUGUGGAUCAGAUGUACAACUUUGCUGACAAGGAUGGCAACGCGGUGACGCUUAGGCCUGAGAUGACUCCGAGCCUGGCGCGGAUGGUCUUGAGCCUGAUGCGGGCGGAGACCGGAGAGAUGUCUGCAGUGCUGCCGCUGAAGUGGUUCUCCAUUCCGCAAUGCUGGCGCUUCGAAACGUGCCAGCGCGGAAGGAAGCGGGAACACUACCAGUGGAACAUGGACAUCGUGGGUGUGACAACCGUCCACGCAGAGGUGGAGCUGCUGUCGGCAAUUUGCUCCUUCUUCGAGCUGGUAGGCAUCACCUCCAAGGACGUGGGCCUGAAGGUGAACUCCCGGAAAGUGCUGGGCGCAGUGCUGCGCAACGCGGGCGUUCCGGAAGAGCGGUUCACGGAGACCUGCGUGGUCAUCGACAAGCUGGACAAGAUCGGCGCAGUGGAGGUGGUGAAUGAGUUGACUGGGAAGAUCGGCCUGGAAAAGGUGGUCGCUGAGACGAUCGUCCGCGCUACCUCGGCAAAGACCUUGGAUGAGUUUGCGAGCCUGGCCGGAGUGGGUGAGAGCCCUGAGGUCAUCGAGCUUAGACUCCUGUUCACCCUGGCGGAGGAAGAAGGCUUCGGCGACUGGCUCAUUUUUGACGCUUCGGUGGUGCGAGGUCUUGCCUAUUACACCGGCGUGGUUUUUGAAGGCUUCGACCGGAUGGGCAAGCUCCGGGCCAUCUGCGGUGGUGGAAGGUACGACCGCCUCCUGACCUUGUACGGCUCACCAGUGGAGGUGCCCUGCUGCGGUUUCGGCUUUGGGGACUGCGUCAUCUACGAGCUGCUCAAAGAAAAGAACGUGGUGCCAGAGCUGCCGCAAGUGGUGGACUUUGUCGUGGUGGCCUAUGAGAAAAUGAUGGGCAAGACGCCAUGGCAGCCCCCGGAGCCCUGGUUCGGCGCCCUGCGGGUCUUGGAAGACUAUUCCCAGGCUAUGCGGACCACCAGCUUUAACGACUGCGAGGAGGUCUGCUUCCUGCAUGCCUCGCGGCUGGCACAGGCCGCCCAAAGGUUGCCGCAUAACUCACCGGCGAGGCUAUUGCCCGGAGAUGCGGCGCAAGCGGGCACUUCCUUACCCGAGACCAAGGACUUGCCAGACAGCUUGCCAAAGACUGCGCCUGGAAUGGUCCGGGACCUGCUCAAAGGCCUUGAGCCCUCCUGGCGCUGUGAGGCGCACCUGGCGCCGGAGCCUUUUGCGGCCAGCGCCCAGCGGGGCGCCGUGCUGGUGGCUGCGGAGGCCUGGGCUGCGGAGCUGGGUGAGUUGCUGCAAGCGGCGCCCGAGUGGACGGUGAGGCAGCAGGGAGAGUGGGCUGUGAGCAGCAGCUUGGAAAGGUUCACCGCCUUCCUGCGCUGGCUCACCGGCAUCGUGGUCAGGAGCACCGCGGAGAUGCAGAGCGCCGCUGUGUCCACCAGCGCCGUGGAGGAGCACGGGCAGACACUGCGGGUGAUGGCGCGGCUGUGCAGCCGUACCUCCGGCUACAUGCAAGGAGCGCUCACUGCGCUGGACCCGGUGCGCCCCAUUGCGGCGCGCCUGGGCGCUGCCGCGGAGGGCCUGCGAGAGGCUGCGGAGGAUCUCACCGAGAAAGCUGGCAGGCUGCUGCAUGCGGAGGCCUUGAGCCAAGGCGAUGUGAGGCAGCAGAAGCUCCAACAGCAAGUCCCUCGCGGAAACCUGAUGCGUCAGUCGAUGCGGCGAUCCAUCCUGGGAAUCCUGGCGGGGCAUCCCGACUGGCAGCUGCCAGAAGAGGUGCGGCGACAAGAGGGCUUGCGCCAGCAUUUGCAGGACGUGGGCAAGAGCGGCUCCGCUCCGACCUUCGAGGCCGCAAGGCCGCGCACCACGGUGCUGGCCUUCGGCGCCUCGCGGGCCCGCAGGGCGCAGCGGGCGCAGGCGGACUUCGCGGAACUGGACGUGAACAACGACGGAGUGGUCUCGGUGGACGAGUGGCGCAAAGCGCGCGCCCCCGCGCCGAUCGGUGUCUCCAGCUUUGAUCCGCAACAGGCGCUGCGGGUGGCGCGCAUCCUGCGAGGGGCGGGGCGGUCUGUUGACGUCUAUUCCGAGGAGACGAAGAAGCUGCACAAGGGCUUCAAGUAUGCGGACCGCGUCAACGCAGUGCGCGUGGCGCUGGUGGCCCCCGGGGAGUGGGACCAGGGCCUCGUGACCAUCAAGGACCUACGGAACUUCAAGGAAGACGACCCCAAGGAGAAGAAGCAGAAGGAUGUGCCUCUCGCCGAUCUGCCCAACUUCGAGAGCUACUUCGGCCUGGCGCCGCCGAAAGCCGCGCACGCCUCCGCGAACGCCUCCGCGAAAGCCGCGGACGCCUCCCCGGCGCAGGCGAAGCGGCGCCGCGCCGACACCCGACGGCGACUUUGA